ACGCUGUCAAAACAAAGCUCUGUUGCAUUGCAUGAUUUGCAUGUGAUGUGGAAUGCGAAUAUUUCAAAACUUGUGUUUUCACUGUUCCCAUUGAAAUGUUAAGCAAUUUGAAAGAGUUUAUUUCAGUGGUACAAGAUGGGUUAACAUCCAACUCUAAUUUGCGGCAGACAUUGCAAGAGGUACAGAAAGUGAAGAAUAUUUUUAAGGACAAACAAAAACUGGUGAACGAAAGUCAUGUGAACUGCGGUGCUGGGUCUGUCUUGUUGGACAAGUAUCAGUCAGAAUGGGCGACGUUACAUGAAAAUGCUGAUAUAAAUGCUAAAGCAGCAGAUGAAGCUGAUAAAUUGAUAUUGGAACUGCAUGAAACAGCGAAAACAAAGUUGCAAACUGCAAAUGAAUUGGGCCAAAACUUGGCUUAUUUACCGAGUCUCACGGCUUCCGUGGCACAGUGUAUCGACAGUUUGAAGAACUUGGACGUGUUAAUGAAAACUGUGGAGCAGGACCUGGUGGAAUUUGAGGAUAUUGUGGAAAGGAGUAAGAUGGAGAGAUGGAAAUUAGAUCAUCAUUAUCACCUCACAUUGUACAAGGAAAAAAAAAUGGCUACCCUGGAAGACACACGGAUCAAACUAGCCAAGGAGAACUCUAUCCACAACCAGGAGCGGGAGAAACAGCAGCUAGCAGAACUCCAGGCCCGGAGAGACAACAGUGCCUCGGCUUUCCAACAAGACAUGGCUAGGUACCUGGCCAGUGGCAGCGUGCCUUCAGUAACAACUAAGCUGCAAGAGGUGACGUUGGAGCAAGUGCAAUUAGACGACGACCUUACGGCGCUAGACCAGUUCCUCGAGAGCUGAUGUGGUGCGGUCAGACCAUGGGUGAUAUGCAGCAAGGCUUGGAAACUGGUUAAAUUUCCAAACCGUUAUCAUGUACUUGGCGCAAACCUUUUAGUUUCGGUUUCGUUCGUAAAACCGUUAUUUUUAAACCGGUUUUUAGGAGAAUUUUUCCAUAAAGUUCUUGUCAUAUUAACCGGUGUAGAACACUAAAAACCGGUUUCUUCCUAUGCGGGUGUCUUUGUUUACGCGGCAUACUACCAGGUUGGAUGGCCGUGUCGUCGCUCGUCGAAGAAAUUGGUUUAUUUAUGUUUCAAUAAAGUUCUUAAAACGUUCGCGUUCUUAUGAAAGAUCGGAGUAAAACCAAAAGAAACCGGUAUUUAUAUACUGCUAUAUUUAAAACCAGUUCCAAGCCUUGAUAUGAAGAGCUUCUAUUUUAAUGUACACUAGUAAGUUAUAUUCCAAAGUUAAUAUAAAUAUUGUUGAUAAA
This is a messenger RNA of Cydia pomonella (codling moth), 1317 nucleotides long. It is a transcript of the gene Dysb, whose product is annotated as dysbindin-like. The coding region runs from base 96 to 851 and encodes 251 amino acids. The transcript has 3 exons. Gene Ontology annotation, biological process: negative regulation of protein kinase activity. Lineage: Eukaryota; Metazoa; Arthropoda; Insecta; Lepidoptera; Tortricidae. Gene Ontology annotation, cellular component: cytoplasm. The record is from RefSeq and is a predicted model, not a curated record.